AAAUCAUUGUUUCGUCAUGGUGGUGGGAAGCUUAAAAGAUUCCCGCACUGACGUGCAAUCAUUAAACCAAAUGUCAACUGAAGCAGACCUCCUCUUUUAUCUUCAACAUUGGUUGAUAUUGAAGAAUUUAUGCUGUAGAAAAAGGGAAAGGCUUUGAAUCUUACUGGCAGCAAAUUGGUAAAAUCAGACGCUUUGCAACUUUUGUCAGAGUAUUUGCUCAGUUAUGGAUCUUGUAGGACCAAUUUUUGAUGUGCUAAAUUGCCUAAGAGAUCCAGCAUGUACAUACAUAGAUCAACAUAGAAAUCUUGAGGAAAGGAUGAAUGAUCUUCGAGCAAGAGUAGACCAACUAAAUGCUACCAAGAGAGAUGUGGGAUUGAGAAUAAAAGAAGAACUUCGAUGGGGAAGACUUUUAAGGGAAGAAGUAGAGAAGUGGAUUCUUGAUGUGCAAACCAUAAAUGAUACAAUGCGGGACAUUAAUGAAAGAAUGCAAAAUGUGUCUUGUUUUUCACGUGCAAGCCUUGGAAAACGAGUUUCCCAAACAGUUGAAGAAGUGGAUAAAAUUAUUGAGCGAGGCAAGUUCACUGAAGCUCUAGUAAUUAAUGAUCCAUCUACUGUUGGAGUGGCUUUUCAAUUGGAACAUUUAGAAGGUGAAACCAUGGUGAAAUCAGACAUUUGGAACUAUUUGAUGAGUGAUGAAAUUGGAAUGAUUGGAGUUUGUGGAAUGGGCGGCAUCGGGAAAACCACUAUCAUGAAGCAUAUAUACAAUCAACUAUCGAAGGAGAUUAAACCUUUGUUUGAUGUGAUCAUUUGGGUCACUGUUUCCAAGGAACUCAACGUCACCAAACUGCAACAAGACAUAGCAAAUGGUAUGAAUAUUGGAGCUCUUCCAGAAGUUGAACCAAAGCGUGUAUCAGUGUUAAUGGAGGAAUUGAGACGAAGAAAAUAUGUAUUGAUCUUAGACGAUGUUUGGGAAAAGUUCUCUCUGGCGGAAGUAGGGAUCCCUAAGCCGACAUCUAGCAAUGGGAGUAAGUUGGUAUUAACUAGUAGAUCGAUUGAUGUUUGUAGAUCUAUGGACUGUAAGAUAGUCAAAGUGCAUCCACUUUGUAAUGAGGAGUCCAUGAAUUUAUUCUUGGUUCAUACCGGGCAUGGGGUUCUAAAGGUUCCAUCUUUGGAACAAAUUUUGGGCGAUAUUGUUCGAGAGUGUAAUGGGUUACCCCUUGCCAUAGCCGUAACAGCCGGGAGCAUGAAGGGAAUAUAUGAUAUUGCUGAAUGGAGGAAUGCAGUAAGGGAGUUACGUGACCAUGUAAGAAGUGUGAAGGGUACAAAUGAUGAAAUAUAUAGGCGAUUAAAGUUUAGUUUUGAUCGUUUAGGAGAUUUCAACAUCCAAAAUUGUUUCCUUUAUUGCUCAUUAUAUCCAGAAGACUAUAUAAUUCCAAGGAUGGAAUUAAUAGAAUACUGGAUAGAUGAGGGAUUUCUUGAAAUCGGGAGUCGAAAACAAUCAUAUGAUAGGGGUGAUACUAUAUUAAAUAGGUUGGUAAACAAUUGUUUGUUGGAAAAAACUAUAGGAGGUGUGAAGAUGCAUGAUGUAAUGAGAGACACAGCAUUGUAUAUCACUCGUUUUAUGGUAAAAGCUGGCAUCAGAUUGAAAGAAUUACCAAGUACGCAAGAGUGGAAAGAAGAUUUUGAAAGGGUUUCAUUCAUGAUGAAUAAGGUAUCAGACAUUCCUCCAAGCUUGUCACCCAAUUGUGAAAAUCUUUUGACAUUAUUACUGCAGAACAAUAAGUCCUUGGGAAGGAUUUCAGAAUCAUUCUUUCAGAACAUGCAUAGUCUCAGCAUUCUUGACCUUUCUUAUACCAAUAUCCAACAAUUACCAAAUUCAGUGUCAAAUUUGGAAAAGCUUAAUGCAUUGGUGCUUCAUGGAUGUGAAAUGUUGAGAUAUUUGCCUUCAUUAGAAAAGCUUAAGGCUUUGAGAAAGCUGGACCUCCGUGAUACAAGUAUUGAAAAGGUGCCUGAAGGUUUGGAAAUGUUAGUAAAUCUAACAUAUCUUGAUUUAGCUACCAAAAGCUUAAAGGAUUUGCCAAUCGCAAUCCUUCCUCGGCUUUCCUAUCUGCAAUGUUUGAUUUUGUACGUUGAAUCGUAUACUGUAAAAAUGGAUGGAUUGGAAGCAGCAGGUUUAAGGAAACUAGAGAUAUUUGAAGGGCGGUUCAGUGAGUUGCUAGACUUUAAUACAUAUUGCAAAUCUAUAAAAGGUCAAAGACUCGCUUCUUACUUGCUUGUUAUGGCCCCAGCCGAAGCUAAGUUUGAUGUCAACGAGAGACGCCAACUAUUAGAGUAUGAUGGUUGUAGGGUCGAAGCCCCAGAAGUAAUGAAAGUGGUUGUGGCAGACAAAGGUACGAUCAAAUCAAAUCCAUAUUACUCAUUUGUGUUGAAAGGGGUUGGUGUGUGGGAAACUGUCGAAUUUAAGUUGCGACAACAUGGCUAUUAUGGGGUCAUUUCUAAGGCUGAAAGUUCACAGUUUCCAGUUUUUUUACCCAAGAAGGAAGUAAUUUUAAGUGGAUGCCAUAUCCAAAAGGAAGAUCCAAUGGUGCUCCCAACUGAUCUUAGGGUUCUGAGAAUUUCUAAAUGCCACAAUGUGAGAAGCUUAAACGAUAUCUCAUUGUUCUUCCUGCAAACAAAUGAGUUGAGGUUGUGUUCAGUUGAAGAUUGUAAAGGGAUGGAAUCCGUGCUGGACUUGUCAUCAUCUUCCUCGCCAUGCAGCUCAUUUGAGAAGCUUGAGUACUUGUGGCUUAAAAGGUUGGAUAACUUGCGUGUGCUUGUUAAAAUAGAAGCAUCAGUUUCUAUUCCCAAGUCACAGCCUCUGCCAGGCAUAUUUUCCCCUCUUAAAUCAAUUCUGAUCAAAGGAUGCUCAAACAUAAAGCAGUUGUUCCCAUUCGAGUUAGCCCAUGACCUCCAAAACCUAGAGAAACUGGUGGUUUGUGAGUGUUGGCAAAUGGAAGAAAUAAUAGGACCUAAGAAAGAGGAAGAAAGGUCUGAAGGAAAAGGAACAAAAGCUCGCACGGAAUUCAGUCUUCCCAAACUAAAGAAGUUAGUAUUGAAGAACUUACCAAUGCUGAAGAGCUUAUGCAGUUCAAGUGGGACAAUGAUAUGCAAGUCUCCUAUGGAAAUUCAGGUACUGGAAUGUAGGAAUCUGAAAAGGAUGCCUCUCUAUCCUUCUCCUUUCCAUGACACAGACCAAUCAACUACUUUCUUUAUCGGAGUAAUAUACAUAUAUCCGAAGGAAUGGUGGGAAUCAGUAGAGUGGGACCAUCCCAAUGCUAAGCAGGAUCUGCUACCUUACUUGGUAAUGCUAUAG
Messenger RNA from Gossypium raimondii (Peruvian cotton), 3352 nucleotides. Its product is annotated as putative disease resistance protein At4g10780. Lineage: Eukaryota; Viridiplantae; Streptophyta; Magnoliopsida; Malvales; Malvaceae. The transcript is spliced from 5 exons. The record is from RefSeq and is a predicted model, not a curated record. The coding region runs from base 224 to 3352 and encodes 1042 amino acids. Gene Ontology annotation, molecular function: protein binding; ADP binding.